AUGGACGACGACGAGGCCCCUCCCUACUGCAUGACGACGAGGCAAGAAGACGCACUCGACGCGUUUGAGGGUGCUGUAGAAGAGAGAGUCAAGGGAGAAAAGGUGUCAGACCAUCAGAUAGACCAGCUAUGCUUGGCCUUGGUGAUGGCAUUGUUAGACCACCAGCUCAGGCAGAGCCACUACGACAACCCCAUCAUUAGCGCACUGGCCGUCAUGGGGCAGCGGGAGGGUGGCGGCUGGGUACGCGUACUGGACUACACGUCGAUCUACGCCGCCGUUAUUAAGGGGGCGCGUAUGAUGGUGCUGUACCAGUCGUGGCAGGAGCGGGAAGACGAGGUCGCGAAGCUGCAGGGGGGGCGCCUCGGGGAGGAGGCAGAGCAGGAGGCACGAGAAAUGGCCACGCCGCUAUUCCAGAUUGUACGGGACAAGGUACAGCGCUUCAUGAUUAAGACAUCGGGUAGGCCCAAGGCCCUGCCGACACCCAUGGACUGGAUGUUCGAGGCGCUCACCUACGGCAAGCACGUCCAGUUCGACACGCCAGCAGACGGCAAGGUCGACUGGGUUGGGGAGCAGAUCAGGUUCCAGAAGAUCAAGUUCACCAUGGACCAGCUAUCAGAGGCCCCACAUGCGCUCACCGACGAGGCACGGACGUGGCUGGCCAAGCUGGCCGAGGUCGACGACCUUGUAGCGCUGCCGAGGAUCCCAUGGGCCAGGCUAGAAGACGACCAUAGCGAGGCCCAGGGCGGUAAGGACUGGGUUAUGACGCAGAUCAGCGAGUCCAAGGCGCGGGUCAAGGCGGUGCGCCAGUACGGGAAAGCGGUGGACCAGUUCCGCGAACGGCUAUGGAUGCCAAUGCAUAUGGUGUCAUGGCAGCCAGCGCGGACGACGGAGAUUUUGGGGAUCCGGAUGGUUAACACGGUGAACGGGGGGGUACGCAACAUCAUGGCACACAACCAGAUGAUGUGCUUCGUUACGUCGUACCACAAGACGUUCCGGGCCACAGGGCAGGCCAAGGUGAUACACCGCUACCUGCCACGCGAGGUCGGCGAGCUAUUAGUGUGGUAUCUCUGGUUGGCGUUGCCGGUUUGGCAGCAGGUACGGGGCAUGGUUAAGGGGGGGAGGCUCAGCGCGUUUCUAUGGUCGGACGAGGUCGUGGGCAGCGCAGAGGAAGACGGGGGCAUAGGGCAGGACGGAGCGUUAACCAUCAGCGCUUGGCGGCAUAUCGCGAUUGCGAUAUCAAACCGGAAAUUCGCCAAGGGGUUCGACAACGAGGGAGACGAGGACGACGACGACGAGGACGACGACAUAUGGGACCUACAGGCCGCACACAGCACGCAUGUUGCAGGAAUGGUGUAUGCACGUGGGCUACAGCAGGGCAUGUUCGGGACGGAGGCACGGCGGGAUCAGUUCCGGGCCAUCAGCCGGCAGUGGCAUCAUUUUCUCGACUUCGGAGCCGAGGACCGCAAGGGGGCCGGGUUGGGCAGGCGCCGACGCGAGGCCUUUGAGACGCAGCGCGAAGAGGCGCGGUUCCAGCGGCUGAGGCGCCUAUGCCAGGUCGACCCACGCGGGCAGCUACGGACGAUGAUGGGCGAGGGGGCCGCAUUCCGGGGGCAGCAGGAGAGGGUGAUCCGGGCCAUCUGCCGCGGCAUGAGCCCGAUCGUGCAGGUCACCGGCACUGGGGGCGGCAAGAGCCUAUCGUUUAUGCUGCCGGCGUUUUGCUCCGCCGACGGCACGACGAUCGUGGUAAUCCCGUUAGUGUCGCUACGGGAGGACCUAUACCGGCGUUGCGACGAGGCCGGGAUAUGCACGCACAUCUGGGGAAGCCAGCAGGGCAUGCAGACGGCGACGCUCGUGUUCGUGACGCCCGAAUCAGCCGUGACGAAAGGAUUCCAUGACUUUGUGAACAGGCUACUAGCGCGGCAGGCGCUAGACCGGGUGGUGGUGGACGAGUGCCACGUCCUGCUGGACGGCGACGCCAUGUUCCGGCCACAGCUGUUGGCGCUAGGGGCCACCAUGCAGCAAUGGGGCGUGCAGACAGUGUUCCUAACGGCGACGUUGCCGCCGGCGGAUGAGGCCGCAUUCUAUAGGGCAGCGAGCUUAUCAGCGAAGCAGGUGGUGAUAUUUAGACAGCAUACGACGAGGAAGAAUAUUGGGUAUAGGGUAGAGGUUAUACGUGGGGGCAUAGACGAGGAGGACAGUAAGGUAUGCCAGAUCGUGCGGCAGUGGCUGAACCGGCACGAAGGCGGCAGGGCCAUCGUAUACGCCGGAACGAUUGCGCGGGUCGAGGCGUUGGCGGACACGCUCGUAUGCGAGCGGUACCACUCCAAGGUGACACGGCAGAGGGGAAGAUGA
Molecule: messenger RNA, 2352 nt
Organism: Hirsutella rhossiliensis
Lineage: Eukaryota; Fungi; Ascomycota; Sordariomycetes; Hypocreales; Ophiocordycipitaceae
Product: DEAD/DEAH box helicase domain-containing protein
Exons: 4
Coding region: 1-2352 (783 amino acids)
Biological process (GO): double-strand break repair via homologous recombination
Cellular component (GO): chromosome; cytoplasm
Molecular function (GO): nucleic acid binding; 3'-5' DNA helicase activity; ATP binding
Source: RefSeq, a predicted model, not a curated record